Messenger RNA from Globicephala melas (long-finned pilot whale), 6845 nucleotides. It is a transcript of the gene MCM5, whose product is annotated as minichromosome maintenance complex component 5. NCBI's taxonomy places the organism in Eukaryota, Metazoa, Chordata, Mammalia, Artiodactyla, Delphinidae. Gene Ontology annotation, cellular component: nucleus; MCM complex. The record is from RefSeq and is a predicted model, not a curated record. Gene Ontology annotation, biological process: DNA replication; double-strand break repair via break-induced replication; DNA replication initiation. Gene Ontology annotation, molecular function: DNA replication origin binding; single-stranded DNA binding; ATP binding.
CCGCGGCGUCCAAACGCUGCGUCUGGUUUUUCCCGCGAAAGGCGGCGGUGGACUGUCGGGGCUCUUGUCUCUUUGGUUCCAGGGAGCGCGGGAAGGGAGAGGUGCAGUCAUGUCGGGCUUCGACGACCCCGGCAUUUUCUACAGCGACAGCUUCGGGGGCGACAACGCGGCCGAUGAGGGGCAGGCCCGCAAGUCGCAGCUGCAGAGGCGCUUCAAGGAGUUCCUGCGGCAGUACCGAGUGGGCACGGACCGCACGGGCUUCACCUUCAAGUACAGGGAUGAACUCAAGCGACAUUAUAACCUGGGGGAGUACUGGAUCGAGGUGGAGAUGGAGGACCUUGCCAGCUUCGACGAGGACCUGGCCGACUACUUGUACAAGCAGCCGGCUGAGCAUUUGCAGCUGCUGGAGGAGGCUGCCAAGGAGGUGGCCGAUGAGGUGACCCGGCCCCGGCCUGCUGGUGACGAGGUGCUCCAGGACAUCCAAGUCAUGCUCAAGUCGGAUGCCAGCCCGUCCAGCAUCCGUAGCCUGAAGUCGGACACGAUGUCACACCUGGUGAAGAUCCCCGGCAUCAUCAUUGCCGCCUCUGGGGUCCGUGCUAAGGCCACCCGCAUCUCCGUCCAGUGCCGCAGCUGCCGCAACACCCUCACCAACGUUGCCAUGCGCCCCGGCCUGGAGGGCUACGCCCUGCCCAGGAAGUGCAACACGGAUCAGGCCGGGCGCCCCAAGUGCCCGCUGGAUCCAUACUUCAUCAUGCCGGACAAGUGCAAGUGCGUGGACUUCCAGACCCUGAAGCUGCAGGAGCUGCCGGAUGCGGUGCCCCACGGCGAGAUGCCCAGACACAUGCAGCUCUACUGUGACAGGUACCUGUGUGACAAGGUCGUCCCUGGGAACAGGGUCACCAUCAUGGGCAUCUACUCCAUCAAGAAGUUUGGCCUGACCACCAGCAGGGGCCGCGACAGGGUGGGCGUGGGCAUCCGGAGCGCCUACAUUCGGGUCCUGGGCAUCCAGGUGGACACAGAUGGCUCCAGCCGCAGCUUUGCUGGGGCCGUGACCCCGCAGGAGGAGGAGGAGUUCCGGCGCCUGGCUGCCCUCCCCAGCGUCUACGAGGUCGUCUCCAAGAGCAUCGCCCCCUCCAUCUUCGGGGGCACAGACAUGAAGAAGGCCAUCGCCUGCCUGCUCUUUGGGGGUUCCCGAAAGAGGCUCCCCGACGGCCUCACUCGCCGAGGAGACAUCAACCUGCUGAUGCUGGGGGACCCGGGGACGGCCAAGUCCCAGCUGCUGAAGUUUGUGGAGAAGUGCUCUCCCAUCGGGGUGUACACGUCCGGGAAAGGCAGCAGCGCGGCUGGCCUGACAGCCUCGGUGAUGAGGGACCCCUCGUCCCGGAACUUCAUCAUGGAGGGGGGAGCCAUGGUCCUGGCCGAUGGUGGGGUCGUCUGUAUCGAUGAGUUUGACAAGAUGCGAGAAGACGACCGCGUGGCCAUCCACGAGGCCAUGGAACAGCAGACAAUCUCCAUCGCCAAGGCCGGCAUCACCACCACCCUCAACUCCCGCUGCUCAGUCCUGGCUGCUGCCAACUCAGUGUUUGGCCGCUGGGACGAGACGAAGGGGGAGGACAACAUCGACUUCAUGCCCACCAUCCUGUCCCGUUUCGACAUGAUCUUCAUCGUCAAGGACGAGCACAACGAGGAGAGGGAUAUGAUGCUGGCCAAACACGUCAUCACUCUGCACGUGAGCGCACUGACACAGACCCAGGCCGUGGAGGGCGAGAUUGACCUGACCAAGCUAAAGAAGUUCAUUGCCUACUGCCGCGCGAAGUGUGGCCCUCGGCUGUCGGCAGAGGCUGCAGAGAAGCUGAAGAACCGGUACAUCAUCAUGCGGAGCGGGGCCCGUCAGCACGAAAGGGACAGUGACCGCCGCUCGAGCAUCCCCAUCACCGUGCGGCAGCUGGAGGCCGUCGUGCGCAUUGCUGAGGCCCUCAGCAAGAUGAAGCUGCAGCCCUUUGCCACGGAGGCGGAUGUGGAGGAGGCCCUGAGGCUCUUCCAGGUGUCCACGCUGGACGCCGCCUUGUCCGGCACCCUGUCAGGGGUGGAGGGCUUCACCAGCCAGGAGGACCAGGAGCUGCUGAGCCGCAUCGAGAAGCAGCUCAAGCGCCGCUUCGCCAUUGGAUCCCAGGUGUCGGAGCACAGCAUCAUCCAGGACUUCACCAAGCAGAAAUACCCGGAGCACGCCAUCCACAAGGUCCUGCAGCUCAUGCUGCGGCGGGGCGAGAUCCAGCAUCGCAUGCAGCGUAAGGUCCUCUACCGCCUCAAGUGAGCUGCGCCUUCCGCCGCAGGAAUGCUGUUGUCACCCCACCUCCACUUCCUUGAGCCCCCCACGCGCUCUGGACAGAGGGACCCCAGCUGCCCUGCCUCGCUGCGUCUGGCUUCUGCCUCAGCGUGCAGAUCCAGGAAAGGUGCUUUUGGAGUUUAUUGAAAUAAUAAAGCCGUGUUGUGUUUGGAUGUCUGUGGGCUUCUGCACUGGGUGGCCUGUCACCCCCAUCCUGCCCUCAUGCGGGGCAAGGACAGGCUUUGGAAUCUGACAGACCUGGGUUUCUGACCCACAUCUGCCCCUUGGGCUCCUGGGCAGGGCAUUCACCUCUGUGCUCAGGUUCUGCAGCUGCUCAGUGGGGAGGGUCCAGUCCACAUCUCGCCAGCACUGGUGAGAGUUCAGCAAGAUCCAGUGUGCGGAGGUGCUUGGGAAAGUCCGUAGCUGUUCCCCAGCAGCCAAUGUGUGGGUGACAGCCGUGGGUUUGCAUCAGACUGGAUUCACCGAGACUUGCCACGCCUCAGUUUCCUAAUCUGUAAAUGGGGGUGACACAGGGUUGAGUUUAGGAGAAGAGAGCUACUGGUAGUGAGUGUCCAGGAAGGACCAGCAUUGUGGGGAGACUGAUGGCAUUUGGAUUCAGGGAGGUGGAUUCUCACUGAGCCUUAGAGCAAAGUAGGUAAGAGAGGGGUGCUGGAAUUCAGUAGCCUGGAUCUCUCCUGGUGGGCCGCCUGCAAGCUGUGUGGCCUUGGGUGAGGCUCCUGACUUCUCUGGGCCUGAGUUUGGUUUUUUGUUUUUUUGGCUGGCCACAUGGCUUGCAGCAUAUCAGUUCCCUGACCGGGGAUUGAACCCGGGCCACAGCAGCGAAAGCCUGGAAUCCUAACCACUAGGCCAACAGGGAACUCCCAAGUUUGUUUGUUCUUUUUGAUAUGCUGUAAUUAAUUUUGCCAUUUCUUUCUUUCUUUUUUUGGUCUAGUUAGUGUCCGCCACCAUACAUAGUUACACACUGUUUUGUUGUUGUUGUCGUGAGAUCUUUUAAGAUCUAUUCUCUUGGUAACUUUCAAAUACCCAGUAUAUAUUAUUAACUAAUAGUCCCCGUGCUGUACAUUACAUUUCCAUGGCACAUCUUAUACCUGGAAGUUUGUACCUUUAAACCCCUUCCCUUGUGUGUUGUACCUUCCGGCCCCCUCCUCUUCCCGAUUCUGGCAACCGUCAACCUGUUCUCUAUCUCUGAGCUUGGCUUUGCUGCUGUUGUUGUUGUUUUAGAUUCCACAUUAUAAGUGAGAUCAUGCAGUACUGCUCUUUCUGCGUCUUGCUUAGUGUGCCUAAUACAAUGCCCUCAGGGUCCAUCCAUGGCACAAAUUGCAGGAUUUCCUUUUUUUUUUUUUUAAGGCUGAAUCAUAUUCUGUUGUGUACAUGCACCACAUUUUCUUUAUCUUUCCAUCUACUGAUGGACACUUAGGUUGUUUCCGUACCUUGGCUAUUGUAGGUAAUGCUGCAAUGAAAAUGGGAGUGCAGAUACGUUUUUGAGUUAGUGUGUGUUUUCUUCAGAUAAAUAUCCAAAAGUAGAUUGCUGGAUCAUACGGUAGUUCUAUUUUUAAUUCUCUGAGGAACCUCCAUACUCUUCCCUAGUGCCUGUACCAAUUUACCUUCAUACCAACAGUGCACAAGGGGAAGCUCCCUUUUCUCCACACCCUCACCAACACUUACUGUCUUUGCUAAUAGCCAUUCUAACAGGUGUAAGGUGAUAACCUCCUUAUGGUUCUGAUUUCCUUUUUCCUGGCAAUUACUGAUGUUGAGCAUCUUUUCAUGGACCUGUUGGCCAUCUGUAUGUCUUAUUGGAAAAAUGUUUAUUCAGAUCUACCCAUUUUUUAAAAUAUUUAUUUAUUUAAUUUUGGCUGUGUUGGGUCUUCGUUGCUGCGUGCGGGCUUUCUUUAGUUGCUGCGAGCGGGGGCUACUCUUCGUUGCAGGUGCACGUGCUUCUCAUUGCGGUGGCUUCUCUUGUUGCAGAGCACGGGCUCUAGGUGCAUGGGCUUCAGUUGUUGUGGUGCUCGGGCUCAGUAGUUGUGGCUCGUGGGCUCUAGAGCACAGGGUCAGUAGUUGUGGUACGUGGGCUCAGUAGUUGUGGCACAUGGGCUUAGUUGCUCCGCUGCGUGUGGCAUCUUCCCGGACCAGGGCUCCAACCUGUGUCCUCUGCGUUGGCAGGCGGAUUCUUAACCACUGAGCCACCAGGGAAGCCCAGUGCCAGUUUUUUGGUCAUUAUUUUGCCUAAUACUGAAAUACUAAUAUGAGUAUAUUUUGUUUUUAAAAAGGUAGAAUUCACAAAAUUAACAACAUAUCAGUGAAAUAAAAUAUUUGAUAUUUAAAAUACAUUUGGAAAUAGAAAACCUCAAGCAAAGCACGAAUGUACCAGUAUAUGUUAAACAUCUUAUUCUAAUAAAUUAUUAAAGUGUUUAAAAAUAACUACCAUAUAAAAAUGAAGACAAUCAUGAGAAACCCAAAGUAAGACGAUUUGAUUUUCCUAAAGACUUGAACAGGAAGACUUGAUGCCCCAGUGUGGUCAUUGCUGAAUCACAGUGUAUUUUUGUGCCACAAUUUCCAGCUGCUUCAAGCUCUCAGACGGCACCGUUGCGGGAAACGGAGAGAUGAGAAGGGCUAAAUCAGCUUUCCUCUGAUUCACUCGUGUUCAAAGCCCAUUUCUGCUUUGAUAAUUGGAGGAGAACCUUUCACACAGCGCUUUGUUGUCUUGUCUGGAUGCCGACCUUCCUAAGAGCAUCAGAGCAUUUCCGGUUCCUCUUUACCUUUCAUCUUGUUCAGCCGGAGACACUUGAGUGUUUGCUACAUUCAUUGCAGGACCCAUCCUUCUGUUCCUUUGUUUGAGGAGUGGGGGAGCCUUGACCCUGCAGCCGGGUUGGGUUUGCAUUUCUUGGGGAUGGAGAGGGAACUUUCUCCCAGGAAUAUGCUCACUGGAGGUCUCAGCCAGGGAGGGUUGGUGCCCAAAGCCAUGGAGACUGCAAAGCAGUGAUUUUCCAGCUCCAUCACCCCACAUUUGUAAGCUGGGAUGCACUUGUUCCCCCCAGCAGUCAUGGCUGCUGUUACUGUUACAGAUGGGGAAACUGAGGCUCGGAGAGGAUGGGUCACAGCGAGUGAGGGCGGGGUCAGGAUUCAGACCCGGCUGUGCUCUGAACCUGCCCACCACGCAGCCUCCUGGACCACAGCCUGGCGGAGGUGCCGGUCCAGGGGCAAGACCUCCCGGGCAUAGUCACUGUCCCCUGGGGCAGAUGGCCCGACUGUGGCAGGCGGAGGGCUGAGGGACCGGAUGGGGUGCGACUAGCUUGGCUGUGGCUGGUAGGGGCGGGAGUGGGGCUCAUGCUGAGAACUUGGACAGCUACAGGUCGUGGAGCCCCGAGCCUUCCAGGCAGAGGGGCUGUGAAGGUGGAAUACGUGGGCAUUUGGGGAAGCCGACGGAGCCUCCACAGAGACUGGAGGGAGGAGCAGGAAGGCUGUGUGGAUGCAUCCAGGGUGGGAGCAAUGCGGGACUGGGCCCAGGGUCUUGGUGAAGUCUGAGCAGAAGGGUCCUGGCCCAGGUUGGGUCCGUCCCAGGCAGCUCCCUCUCCUGAGACCUCACUGCUCUCAGAUCUCUCCCUCCCCUCGCCCAAGGAGAGCUCUCCUGCAGACUCCUCCACUGGGCAAGUCCCGUAAUCUCUCACCUCCCUUUUCUCAUCUGUAAGAAGGAGGUGACAAGUAGUCUUUCCCUCCUGGGGUGGCUAUGAGGACGCAUGAGGUGACCGAUAUCCCAUCGGGCCUGUGCCUGGUACAGAGGAGGGGAUCCCAGGAAGGGCUGGGCAUCUGUGGUUUUCUCUGCCUCUGGCUUCUGCAUUCUGUCUCCACCUUUUCCUACCCAGAUGGCUGAGCGCCUCUCCUGGCACCCUUGUCCCCCACCCAUCCCCGGUUGCUGUGGGUCUUUGAACUUCUGUUUCCACUAAGAGAACCACCCUGUACCCCAUCUCCAGUCCAAAAUUCAGGAGAAAUAGCAUGAGUGAGGAGAGAGCUGAUGAGGAUCUGUGACUGAGGCCCUCUGCCCGUGGUCUGGAGACUGACACCGCUGCAGUUGCCCUUAGUCACAUACGGCUUAACUUAUACCCACAGUGGGAACCCUCAACGUGAUCUUCCCCUGUCAGUUCACACGCACUGGAUCAGACGUCUUACGGUGCAGAUGUGCUCAAGACCCAUAUUAUAAAGGAAAGUGUAGUGAAGGUUAUGUGAGUUUGGCUUUUUUUGCAUUGGAAAUAAACAGAGUCCCCACUUGAAAUGUGUGAUUUUUGAGAAGUGCUUGUGAGUAGCAGCCUAACGCAUUCUCUACUCUUUAAGAAAUAAAACCACAAAAAAUACUGGAUUUAAAAAAAAUACUAGAGACAAGCAUUCCAUCUAUCAGCUCAUGAAAGGAGUUUUUAUAUUUUGGGAUGCCAUAACAAAUUUAUGUAUUUAAACAUAAAAGUAUGUAUGUCAGUUUUGUAUUUGACAAUAAAUGAUGUAAAUGGAA